CAAUGUUGAGUAGAGUAAUAACUACAGUGGAUUGACAUGAAUUUUGGGCAGAGUAUUGCAUUGUUCAAAGUUGGAUACAAGUGAUGGAUAAGAGUUGGAUGCAAAAGUCAAGGGUGAGCUUGGAAUAUGUUAAGGGCAUGAAGGAAUUCAUUGAGUUUGCAUUCAACAAUGCUGCUAGCGAGGGGAAGAUCUUAUGUCCAUGUGUAAAGUGCGCCAACCUCUUUUGGCGUGCUCAUAAAGAAGUGGUAGAUCAUCUUGUGUGUGAGGGAAUUAUGCCGAAUUACACCCGUUGGGUGUUCCAUGGGGAGGCAUCUUCUUCAUCGACUUCCGGCCCUGCAACUAGUACACAUGAUGAUAUUCCUCCACGUGAUGACAUGCAUGGAUUGUUGCAUGAUGUGUUUGGAAUAUCAGGUGUGGAUGACAUGCCAACUGAGUUGCCAUCACAGGAGCCAAUACAAGAGGAACCGAAUCCUGAAGCUGAAAGAUUCUUCAGGUUGUUGCAAGACGCCGAACAAGCCUUGUACCCGGGAUGUAAGAAGUUCAUGAAACUCUCUUUUGUUGUUCGAAUGUAUCAACUUAAGUGCUUAAAUGGAUGGAGCAACAAGUCAUUUACCAUGUUGCUUGAAUUGUUGAAAGAAGCACUCCCCGAGGGUGAGACGUUGCCGAGUUCCUUUUAUGAGACCAAGAAGAUUAUUAAAGAACUGGGCCUCAGUUAUAACAAGAUCGAUGCAUGCCCCAAUGAUUGCUAGUUGUAUUGGAAGACUAAUGUGAACGAUG
Molecule: messenger RNA, 777 nt
Organism: Magnolia sinica
Lineage: Eukaryota; Viridiplantae; Streptophyta; Magnoliopsida; Magnoliales; Magnoliaceae
Exons: 2
Coding region: 84-749 (221 amino acids)
Source: RefSeq, a predicted model, not a curated record